This is a messenger RNA of Amoebophrya sp. A25, 1317 nucleotides long. Lineage: Eukaryota; Dinophyceae; Syndiniales; Amoebophryaceae. The record is from the annotation of a GenBank genome assembly.
AUGUUAAGGCUCUCACAACCACAAGAAGAAGUAAGAAAGUAACUCAAAAUCUCUUUUCUUUGAAGAUUUUUUUGAUUUUCUAAAGGCAAAACUCAGUGAGUCAUCUUCUUCAAUCAUGGGGAAUCUUCAAAGGCUUCAGUACAUAAUUUCCCGAAUCGGUACAUUACGGCUGUGGAGAGGUCAUCUUCUAAUGAUGUUUGGAGGUGGCCAGUGCGGACGUGGGAAUUUUCAGACGCUCUGUGUGGCCUGCCAUAGUCAAAAAACGAAGUCAGACAUGCGGGAACGAAAGAAGCGCACUGAAGAGCGAAAGAAGGCUGAAAAAGCUAAAGAAAAGGCUGCAAGAGAACAAAGGAGGAAACAAAAUAGUACUAUUAAGGUAGAUCAUCUAUCGUUCCCUCAAGUUGUUCAGCAUGCUAAAAAUUAUAGUAUUAAGGGAGUACAACAGGAACAGCCUCAUUCUCAGAAGUCAGUGUCUCAGUCAGUCUCAGUUGUAGGAAACCCAAGCUCAGGGAAUAAAGCAAAAGCUGCAGAAAAGGUAGAGGCAACCAUGAUGAGGCCACCACUUCGCUUUCCUAGAAGUAGAUCAUCCUCCGCACUGGGAGGGAGAGCAGGACCACGUAGAUGUGAAGAGCAAGACAGACAAGUGCAGGAGGGACAGCUAAAAACGGGCAUGUCUUCGACGAGCAACAACUACAGAAGAAAAGACGCGACGAGCAACAAGAACAGCAAUGAGGACGACGGCGUCAGCAAUGGGGACGACGGCGAUUGUCACAAUCACGACGAUGAGGUCGCUGCUAAUACCGCAAGUAGAUCUUCCACAACUGCGGACUCUCUUCUGCCGGUAGUUGUUAAUCUUCAUGCUCGCGUUCCUCCUGCGAGGACCUCUGCUGUGUUGGCGGAAGGUGAUGUAAUCAUACUCACAGACUCGGAUGAAGAGACCUGAAGAAGAUUGAAGCACAAAGAAUGAAGCACAUGGAGGAGCUCCCGAGGACCUCUCCGCAGGCGAGCCCACUCCUAUCCUAGUGCUCCUCAGCGGGUUCUUUGUUCUCGGUCGUGCUUCUACUUCUCUACGGAUGACAAAUUCUACUGGAUCCAACAUGAGGAAGGGACCAAGAUCAUUCACAAGAAUGCUCCUAACUACUGUUCUUAGAAGUGUUCUAGAUGACGACGUCAACUUCAAUGGGCAUCUGCGACGCCCUUUUGGCAGUCUGCACUGCGGUACUUUGAUGUGGGAGAUAUUGCAUUUUCGCAUAAUGCGGAUCAACCACGUAGAAGAAGUUGGAUCAUGGUGCCAGGAUUCUCUAUUCAACACUUGCC